Messenger RNA from Nannospalax galili (Upper Galilee mountains blind mole rat), 2036 nucleotides. RefSeq names its product zinc finger protein 831 (gene Znf831). The record is from RefSeq and is a predicted model, not a curated record. The transcript has 5 exons. Lineage: Eukaryota; Metazoa; Chordata; Mammalia; Rodentia; Spalacidae. Bases 13 to 1284 code for a protein of 423 amino acids.
GGAGGAGGGCCUAUGCAGGCCCCUGGGCUUUCCUACCCAACAGUCCCAGGGACAAGGGUCCAGGAUCCAGUGUCCAGUGCACAGUGGAAGAAAGGAACGUGCCACAGGAAGGUGAAGACAGCUCAUGGGAACAGCAGGAAGAAACUGAGGAUUCAGUCCAAGAGGUGUGAAGGGAGUUUCUGGCAGAGCCGUGCUCAGCUGAGAACCAAACGACUGUACAAGCCACCAUGGAUGCCAAGAAGAAGCUGUCUCCCUCACCGACUUGAGGGUUUGGAACCACGAAGGACCCUCAGGAGGGCUUCAUCAGAAGCAGCAGGUCUAAGUGUGCCAGGAGACCCUUCUUGUACCGGCACAGAAUUGUCCACUGGCCAUGGGAGUGGAAGGAGGGAAGAAGACAGCAGCAGAUGGAUAUCAGAACCUAGCUGUCCUACCACAAGCCCAGAGACCAGCAGGGAAACAGAGAGAUCGACUCUGGAGGAUAAUUCUUCAUCUGCUGGGGAACAUAAUGACCGUUCUCAGGAGAAGGACCCUGCUGAUGGGUCAGAACUGUCUCUGCAGUCUAAUAGGUGCUUGGUUGUAGCUAAGGAAGACCUUCCGUCCCAGGGCAAGGGUCUUGAUGUUGGACUGCUGGGGAUGAGGCCACUGCCCUCCCAGGAUCAAGUCUCCAUAGAUCCCAAACUGUGCAUUUCCCCAGAUGUUCUGGAGCCUUCUUCCUUUGGGCCCAAGGGAACAUUUGCCUGUCCUGACACUGCUCCCUCUGUGGCGGCCAUCUUUGUUUCUGCGGGGAUGAGAGCCUUACACACAAGGCUGGGAGGGGACAGUGCAGAGUCCUGCACCCCCCAGACUCUGGCAGAAGGCUCCCCAGAGAGCAGAGACGUGGCAAAGAGCAGAGCACAGGCACGCUUGCCAGGGAGACCAUCCCCUAGACAGAGGUCACCUGGAAAAAGUCACUUAGAAAUACCAGCUUCAAGACCGAGUUCACCCACCUCAAAUCAAGAGGAAGAAAAACUCCAGGUGGAUUUUCCUUCGAGGAGCCAGUACGGGAGCAGAGAUGUGGUCAUCCAGUGUAGUGUUUCAGGACAGGAGAGUGGGAUGGGUCGAACAUCGGGCUUGAUCACCCUAAAGGGUCACGCGGCUCUUUCUGAUCAAGAGCCUUCCGAGGUCCCAGAAGCUCCUCUGAGAUCCAUCCGGAAGAGGAGUUUGGAAGGCAUGAGGAAACAGACUCGGGUAGAACUCAGCGACACCAGCAGCGAUGAUGAAGACAGACUGGUCAUAGAGAUAUGAUGCUAUUCCAGAGAAGGGCUGCAGCCAUGGCCAAAGACAAGAGGUGCUCUGAGACAAACAGCACAGAGUGGAAGAUGCGCUGAGCUCUAUUUAUGAAAACUCUGUAGACCAGGAAAGCCAUCUGAGAUUCCUUCAAGCCAACUCCAGCCCACACCAAGUCCCAAUUCAGCCAAAUCCUUCCUCUUGGGUAGACUUGGUCACAUUCAUCUGGGGCAGGAAGUGCAAAGGUAGCCAGAAAGUACCAUCUCAAAGAAGCUCAGUCACUGCGGUGACUCAAAGUGGACUGCGCACAGCUUCACCCUAGUCAGGUGGCACUGAUCAGAAGAGCCACAUUCGGGAUGGCUACUGACCAGUGAGACCCCAUAGAGUCAAGGCAACAGGUUUCCCCAUCAUGAGUUUGCUUCAGGGCGGCUGGAACAUUUUGGGUCUUGAGGGUCGCUUGCGCAAAGGGAUGGGGUGUGAAUUGAAUUGGACUUCAAAAUCAUGCUGUGCGUUUGGAGGACUAAAUUCAGAUUCUCUCAAAAACUGGUCAGAGCCGGUCGUCUCCUUAGUGAACGCUGUAAAUACACAUCACAAUGCCUAUGGCCCUUUUAAAUGUUGUACAAAUGGUUAAUAUUAGUUUCUGGUCCAAUAAUUCAAGCACGUACUGCCCCUGUACCUGGUGCCUUUUCAUUGAGACCCCUAAGAUAUUGUUUUUUUUUUCUUUUUUCUUCCUAGCUCCUGACUUGUGUUAAAAGUCAAUAAAACAGUCU